UUUUUCUCUUCACUUUCACACACCGUGGUUUUGUUGCUUGUAGUAAUACUUUGCUAGUCAAUGCAUACGGCAUUCUGGGGGUCGACAUCUAUGGACUUUUGAAGUUACAGACUCCAUCUUUCAUCGCCGCGCCGUCACAUUCAUCAUUAAUAUGCCACAUGAAAUGGACGCACAAAAAGCACUGGCUGAGUCAAUCACGUUGACCAGGGAUACGGCGAAGAUUCCUCCACUUGGACGAUUCGUAAUAUUGUCUUUGGAAUGUCGGAUUAUAUUUCCCGUCCGGCAUCUUCACACCUCUCUGGCAUGCUUCCUUUCAGGUAUCCAAGAAGAGUUUCGAAACAAUAUAUAAAGCAUGGUUGAAUCACAUAUCAACCUUGACUUGCCAUUUACUGCUUCAAAUUAUGUCUCACUUCGUCUUAGAACCCAGCGAGAAAUUCACCGCUGACAACGCUAGUCAACGAGAAAACGCGGAUAGCCCGCCUGCAAAGUAUUGCCCCGACAAGUCUGGAUAUAAAUGGAUCGAUCGCUACCUCGCCUCCCUUGACCCAGAGAAAGACUGGGAAGAGAUGGUGAAAACCUUUAUGAGCUACAACUCGAACGAGUUCAUCAUCAAUAUUAUGUACUCCGCCACCUUCCUCGUCGUCAACAUGAAUCCAGUUGGCCUCGCCACCUCCGUCCACACCGGCAAAGUAUUCAACAAGAAACAGAAGCGCUUUGAGGACACCCGCGACUUCUUCCUUCCUCUCUUCGAGUUCGGUCCCACCAGCGUCAUUCACUCGGAGAACCAGCGUCGUCUCAACGCCCUCCACAUGCGUCUCGCCAAACAGCUCCCGGGUAGCUGGGAUCAUUACGAAGACUUCAUCGAGCCCUGUGCAGUCGCUGCGGUGCAGGUACAUAACACCAUGCGCCUGGCGGGCCUUCCAGGGCUUCCUCCUCACAUGCAACGCGCAAUGUACCUCUUUGCCAAGUGCCUAUAUGAGGGAUUCCUCAUGGAGAGCGGCUUUGUGCCUCCCGAUAGCUUCCCUCCCGAUUUUGACGCCUGUGUCAAGUUCAAUGAGGAAUGGGGCCGUCGACCCUGGCCCCAAAGCGAUGCGGCCCUUCUGGCAGGGAAAGCUAUUGCUGAACAGUUUGAAGAGCGCUGGUUCCCGAAGCCAUUUCAUUUCGUUGGACGCGCGAUGUUUUGCCUACCACUGGCGGAUGAGACGCUUGAGUAUUUUGGGCUGGGGCCGAGGAAUGAGGUCGUGACGUUUUUGGUAAAGAAGGCACUGUGGCUAGCCUUCACGAUCAAGGCGUUGAUGCCCGAUCCAAAACUUGGCACGUAUGAGAAGAAUAGGAUGAGGAGGGAGGGGUUGCCGUUGCCGCAGUCGCCGUUGAAGACCAUUAUCACGGGUCCUUUGGUGGCUGCUCUGGUGGGUAUCGUUAUGUACCACUUCGCAAAGAUGCAGUAAAGUCAAUGCGGAACUAUAACACAACGAGUAGGAGUAUAGUCAUACAUACCAGUCGAGUACUAUAUCCCUGCGUCUUCACUUGUCAGAUUGUCUGUUGCUAAUGAAUGAUCAGAGCUUUGAAUCGUGG
Messenger RNA from Desarmillaria tabescens, 1575 nucleotides. RefSeq lists its product as uncharacterized. Lineage: Eukaryota; Fungi; Basidiomycota; Agaricomycetes; Agaricales; Physalacriaceae. The transcript has 4 exons. The record is from RefSeq and is a predicted model, not a curated record. Bases 402 to 1448 code for a protein of 348 amino acids.